GCCAGCCUGUUGUUGUUUUUGCUCGGGGCGUUGAAACGAAUUUCCCCGCUGUAUAUAGCGUUAAACAAUAGCAAAGCAAUCGCGAGUGCUGCAAUAAUUUACAUCAUUUACAUUUACAUAACGCGCGCGGCGGGCCCUAAAAAAGAUGUAAACCAACGAAAAGCGCGUGCGAAAACGUAUGGCGAAAAAUCGGGCAGCUCCUGAAAAAGGGGAAAAAACUUCGAAUUGGCGACAACACACAGCGUACAAAAUCCAUAAAUGGCAUAAAUAAAGGCCACUGCAUUCAAUUUGUUCCUAUUUAAGUGCUUAUUAAUUAAUUAAUUCAUUUACUUGCCUAUUUGAGCUGCAAUCAAGUACCCACCGAUACCGAUCGAACUUUUGGCGGCGAGGAGGAGAACAAAGCUUUCCGGGGUCUUGGCCAUGUCAUGUGGCGAGAAUUGCGACAGCUGCCACCACCGACGACGUCGUUAAUCCAACUCGGCGCCUGCAUUAGUCAUAGGAGGGAUGAGGAUGACAGCCGGCCCAAGGGAACGGCGCCAGCAGAACGAACCAGAGACCGAGCCAGAACCAAAAGCCAACCCAGAAGCGGAAGCAAAGCAGCCCCAAGGCAAGCAGUUAGUUAAUUAAUACAGCAGUCAGCGAAGGAAUCCCGGGGAGCGCGAAAGAUGUUCAAGAUUAGGCAGCGGAACUGCAUGCUGAUUGUGACGGCCCUGGUGCUGGCGCCCUGCAUAGUGAUCCUGAUGGUGAUGGGACCCGAGCUAUCCACAGAACAGUCGCUAACACAGCGCCUGGCCGAGUGCCAUAUGCGGUUGCAGUACCUGGAGUCCAUGUACCGCGCUCGCCAAGAGGAUGUGGCGCUGCUUUCCCAGUACCUGGGCCAGUUGCAGAGCGUCAAUGUGACGGGAGCUAGUGCUCCGCCGCCGCCUCUGCCUGUGGUCAAUCUGCUGGACGGACUGAGUCCCGAGGCCAGGCAGCUGCUGCGAAAUGCCUCGCAUUUCAGCAAAGGUGGCGGUGGCAAUGGUUCGAUGGCCAGGAGCCAGAACAUCAGACUACCGAAUGCCUAUCACUUUCUGCCGCAUCUCCUGGACGAUGCGGGUUCCCUGCGACCAGCCUACUUGCAGAGCAAGGGCCGCUCCGAUGUCAGCAUUGUUCUGGGUGUGCCCACCGUGCGGAGGGAGAAGCAAUCGUAUCUGCUCGGAACCCUCCACAAUCUCAUCGAGAACAUGAACGACGAGGAGCAAAACGAAACGCUGAUCAUUGUCUAUAUCGGGGAAACAGAUCUGGAUUCCGUGCAACUGAUUGCCCGGCAAAUUGAGACGAGUUUUGAGCAGUACGUGGACAGUGGACUGAUUGAUAUAAUAGCACCUGCUCCCAGCUACUAUCCCAAUUUCGAAAGACUUCGCAUCACCCUGAACGAUCCCUUGGAGCGCGUUAAAUGGCGCAGCAAGCAGAACUUGGACUUUGCCUACCUGAUGGCCUAUGCCCAUUCGAAGGGCACCUUUUACGUUCAGCUGGAGGAUGAUAUACUGACCAAGCGGCAGUUUAUCACCACAAUGAAGAAAUUCGCCUUGAUCAAGAGCGCCCUAACGAAACCCGAUCAGCCGGCCUGGUUUGUGUUGGACUUUUGUCAGCUUGGCUUUAUUGGCAAGAUGUUCAAGAGUGCUGAGCUGCCAUACCUGAUCACCUAUUUCCAAAUGUUCUACAAUGACAAGCCCGUUGACUGGUUACUGACCUAUUUUAUUGAGUCCAAGGUGUGUCGAACGGACAAGGAUCAGAAGCAUUGCAAUGCGGAAAAGGCCAAGUACUGGCAGCACUUUCGAAAGUCCCUAUUCCAGCACAUUGGCACAAGUUCGUCGCUGAGGGGAAAGGUUCAAAAGCUAAAGGACAAGCAGUUUGGCAGCAAGGUGCCGCAGUAUUAUGCCCAUACACAUAAUCCGCCGGCCGUGGUUAAGUCCAACAUUGCUCCCUAUAAGAACUAUCUGCUGAAACGAGCGUAUAGAGGAGAGUCCUACUUCUGGGGCUUGCUACCGCAGCCCGGGGAUUUGGUGCAGAUUGUAUUCGAGCGUCCCACGCAGCUGAGGCACUACCUUUUCCGCAGUGGUAACUCGGAGCAUCCUUCGGAUAGGUUCUACAACACCACAGUGGAGCUGCUGCCAGCGGAUACGCUGAGCGAGAACUCCUCUGUUUGGAGCAACUACAACACCACCACGGAUGGCUAUCUGGUAGUGGGUUCGUUUGACAGCUUAGGCGUGGCCGAGGGUCUGUUGGAUGCCAAGAUCGGUGCCAUUAAGGAGCUGCGCCUCCACGUGCACAGUGACAGCGAGAAUUGGGCCCUGCUUAGCGAGAUCGAACUUCAGGAGUGGAGCAGCGAUCCCAAAUCGGAGGCGAAUGCAGCGAAGCCACGGUUUGUGGCGGGAAGCUGAUUGCUACAUCGCCACCGCCAGCGACAGGACUGGGAGGAAUAGGAAUAUAUAUAGGAAUAUCCCUUCAAUAUUCUCCAGUUAAUGUCCAAUUUACUCCUCAUCCACAAUUUGUCUAUAUCUGUUGGGAUCGAGUCGAUUUCGUUGAGAAAAAGUCGUGGGAGCAAAAAGUUACCUUGAAGUAAUUGCCUGAGAAACUUUUCAGAAUAUUCAACCGAAUUG
Drosophila takahashii is the source of this 2642-nucleotide messenger RNA. It is a transcript of the gene Mgat4a, whose product is annotated as alpha-1,3-mannosyl-glycoprotein 4-beta-N-acetylglucosaminyltransferase a. Gene Ontology annotation, cellular component: Golgi stack; endoplasmic reticulum; endoplasmic reticulum-Golgi intermediate compartment. The record is from RefSeq and is a predicted model, not a curated record. Gene Ontology annotation, biological process: protein N-linked glycosylation. Gene Ontology annotation, molecular function: acetylglucosaminyltransferase activity. Lineage: Eukaryota; Metazoa; Arthropoda; Insecta; Diptera; Drosophilidae.